UUUUCGAACAGCCUACUAAAAGGAAUUCGGAGCAGGACCCAACUAUACACGGUCCGCAUUCAAGAUGGUGGCACCCACGAGUUGGAUCUUCCCGUAGGUAGGGGUCAUAAAUCCCAAAGGCGAUGUGUCUCAAGGCAUGGCGUACUGUCAAUUUGAAGUUCAUUAGAGGAUGAGAAAACCUUGACAUGAAUCUACUAUGAUUAGUAGAGAAUAGAAAUAUGGAGAAAGAUGAGUUAGAAAUGCAUGAAGAAUUUAAAACGGAGGUCAUCGAUGAUGACGAGAGGGAUACUGGAGAUGUGGAACGGGGAGCAGAGGAUGAUUGUGUUCAGCCAAAGGCAUCCUUCGAUGUGAUAGAAUGUGAUCUGGAUGAAGAGAACAACCCUAGCAAAAGUCAGAGUGGAUAUGUGAACCCCAUUGCCAUAUAUCGAUACCCAUGUCGACAUUGUGAACUGCGCUUCACAUCAGGGCAUCGAAGAUCAAAGCAUGAGGCCCAGGAGCAUGGAGUGACCGACUCCAAGUCCCAGCAGAAACAACCCUCACAGUUUGAUCACCACCUAGCUUUGCCUCUUUCUAUCAAUAUUUCAUAG
Molecule: messenger RNA, 587 nt
Organism: Darwinula stevensoni
Lineage: Eukaryota; Metazoa; Arthropoda; Ostracoda; Podocopida; Darwinulidae
Source: the annotation of a GenBank genome assembly